AUGAGACAGUGGACCAGCGCGCGGUGGGGCGCCGCUCUGUCGGCGCGGCUGGCCCUGCUCGCCGCCUGGGCCGAGCGACAGGGGCUCGAGCUGGCCGCCGACUGCCAUCUCGCUCGCACUCACCAGGCCGCUCGACUAAUCCAGGGCGAGUACCGCAGCUCGGAGGAGGUCCGCGCGGCGCUGGCGACGUGCUUCAAGCUGAACUCGGCGCAGGUCCGCGCGCUGCUGGCGCCGCUGCUGCCGCCCGACCUGGUGGACGCGGCCGCGGCGCAUGCGCGGGCCUUGGCCGACGAACUGUACCGCGCAGAUGGCCGCGAGAUUACUUUAGAAGAAAACGAAUGGCUAGGAGCCGCGCUCCUCAUACCCGGUGAUGGGUUUAGCGCUGAAGUAGUGCGAGGCGUUCCGCCCGGUCUUGCCGAGUUUGUAGCGCCGUUGCAACGUGGCGGGCUGUGUCGCCUGGCGCACCAGCCGCACGCCAUCGGAUUGUGGACCGUAUACAUGCACUCAUACGGCUCACAACCGAGGCGCCCCACCGACCCUCGGCCGCAGAUCAUUCAGUUGCAUAAGAAUAGCAACGGGAUGGGGCUCAGUAUUGUUGCCGCUAAGGGUGCGGGUCAGAGCAAGCUGGGGAUCUACAUCAAGUCGGUGGUGGCGGGAGGAGCGGCCGCGGCCGACGGCCGACUGGCGGCCGGCGACCAGCUGCUGUCGGUGGACGGACACUCGCUCGUCGGCAUCUCACAGGAAAAGGCUGCCGAAUAUCUAGUGCGAACAGGACCGACCGUUACCUUAGAGGUGGCUAAACAGGGCGCUGUACUACAUGGUCUAGCGACGCUCCUGCAUCAGCCCACAUACACUCAGCAGAAGCCAGGAGCCUCAGCAGGCGGAGUGCGGCGCGCGUCGGAGCGCGACCUGCCCUCGCGCCUGGCGGCCGAGCCCGUCAAGCCCAGCAAGAGCACGCCGGCGCUGCCGCACCUGCACCAGCACUACACCGGCCCCCUGAGCCCGGGCGCCCCGACCGCCGGCUGGAGCUCCCGGUCCCGCAGCAGCCACAACCUGUCGGGCGCCGCCCCCGCGCCGGCACAUCACGACUCCUUCUACCAGAACCUCUCCUCCGUGCACGCGCUGCAAGACAGAUGGUCAUCACUCCGUUCUUCGGGCAGUGGCAGACCUCAGUCGGCUCAUUUCGGUGUCUCCGAUUCCAACGCAGAACUGAGUCCAUCACAACAACAUCAGAUCAACCAAGCCAGUGCGGCGAACGCUCGUGCGGCAAAACUCGCGGAAAUGUCUGAAGAAGUCAACCGAAGACAACAACAACAUUUACAACAACAACAACACUUACAACAAAAUAUUCCACAACAAUACCAGAAGUCACCAGUGAUGCCACAAAUGUUUAUCCACACGGGGUAUGGCCAGGGCGUGCCGAACGCUCAGUCAAUGCAGGGGUUGCAAAACGUGGGAAUGAACUUGCAGAAUCAACAACUGUCGCCACAGCUUCACGGCUCUCAGUAUUUACUGUCACAACAACAACAACAACAACAACACCAACAACAACAAAAUCAACCUUAUCACAAUCAACAUGGACAGUCACAGAGGUAUGAAUGGCAUCAACCAGGGCCUCCUUCUCCGCAGAGAUCACAGCCUCCAGUCGCGCCUAAACCUCAGGGUCAGAGAAAAUCGGAAAAUGACUUAGAUGAGCAAAGUCACACUCAGAUGACCAGCACUAUACAACCGGAGGAGGAGCACUACGUGGCCAGCGCCCUGGAGCCCCCGGCGGUGUCCAUGUACGGCAGCGGGCCUGCGGGCGCCAGGGGCGUGUCCCCCGCUCCGCACAACCCCUGGCAGCGCGAGGAGCGCGAGCGACAGGCCGAGGCCCGGCGGGCUGCGGCCCGGGCACGCAGGGACGCCACCAUCGGUGCUCUGGUCGCACUAGGCUCGUCCCGCACCGCCAUCCAGAAUCAGCAGCUGAGAGCCCUGCAGCUGGAGCGGGACUUCGAGAGGAGAGCCACGCAACACGACCCGGAUGACGGCGGUAAUGGUGAAGGUAGCCAGGAAGACGAGACGUCGCCCUCAGAAAUUGAACGACCAGACCAAGAGAAAGAGUCAAGACUAUCACACAGCGCGCAACAGCUUCACAUACAAACUCAGUUAAACUCACAGCAACAACUACACUCGCAAAUGAACUUACAAUCGCAUUUCCAUUCGCCAAUAAAUCACCAAUCACAGAUACACUCGCAAAUUAACUCACAACCUAAUUCCCACACUCAACAUCAACUACAACAGCAAUCACAAAAUUUUUCACAAAUACAUUCGCAGCCGCAUAUGCAUUCGCAGGUGAACUCGCAAUCACAAAUAAACUCGCAUUCACAAGUGAAUACGCAGUCGAACGUGCAGCAAUCCCACACUCAGCCCCAACCUCCUAAGUCGAUCUUGAAAACGAAUACGAGGAACGAAAUAGUCAAUGGAUAUCCGCCGCAUGUUAACUCAAGCGAAGAGACCAGGAUAUCAGAGCUAUCGACGAGCGUCUCCAGCCUGUCGGUGGGCGGGGCCCCCCUCCCCGCGGCGCCCCCGCCCCCCGAGCGCGGCUCCAGCUUCGCCGUAAUGGCGGGCCGGCGGGCGCUGUCUCCGAGCCAGGCGCACGCCACCUACGCACCGCAAUCGCCAGUUAGCGGGGGACGAGACAAACGCGUGUCAUUCCACGAAAGGGCCCACGAAAACGCAGACGCUUCGUCUCAAAGCAAUUCCUUCGGGCAGACUCACGCUGCCAGUCCGACGGCAGCGACUCACAGUGGUCAGGCGGGACCUGCUCCGUGUGGCGGAGGGACCCCGGCCGGACCCCGCGCCGGCAGUCCCGUGGCGCCGCCUGCGCCCCCCGCCUCCUCGCCGCCGCCGCUCUACACGCCGGGGACGCAGCACAGGGAGGACCCCGAUCGUUUCAUAGAGGAAGCGGAGAGUAUGUUGUACGGAGCGAGCGACGCGGCGCACGCGGCCGAGGAGCAGUCGCCCGCCGGCACGCUCCUGGCCGCUCACACUCACACGCACACACCCGGCGUGAUCGGGGCGCAGGAGGUGUACAGGGACCCGCGCAUGCGGCGCCUGGCCGAGGCGCAGGCUCGGGCCCGCGGCGGUGAGAGGCCCGUGCCCGAGCAGCUCUCGUUCAAGGAGAAGAUGAAGAUGUUCGCGCUGGAGUCGGGCGAGCACGCCACGCCCAAAGACAAGGUACACAAUGUGAAGAUCUCGCGAGCUCAACGUGACAUCGACGCAGUGCAUUAGCGAAGGUUGAUGUUCCGCUGUGGUAUUGCAGCUACUUCAGUAUUAAUUAAUAAACACCCACUUAUGUAGUACGUGAGAAUGUUGCUAACUAAAACUUUGUGAGACUAUUUAUUCAAUAAAUGUACGUUUUCUGUAAAGUAUAAGCCCCAAAAGUUAAUGAAAUUUCAGGGAUUUCUCGUUCACAUAUUAUAUGGCUUAACAUAUCCCAAUGACAUCUAUGAGUUAGUAAUGAAUAAAAUUCUGAUACUAGUUCUUACUAAAUCUGUGUGAUGCAAAAUUAAUUUUACACAAGCUAUGCAUUAAGGGUGCCCCGAAGACCAAGAGUUUUGCAAUAAUUAUAGUAUAGAUUGAACAUUGCAAGAUCCGUCUUGACAUAACACACUACCGAGACCUAUACUACCUUAUAUUACCUUGUUGAGAACUUCUUUAGCGUUGUUGUGAUUUGGGUCGAUGAAACGAAAAAUCGACAUAAAAAAGAGACACACACAUAAAUUCAUUAGAUAAUGUGGGAGAAAGUGUUAUGGUACCAGGCGAUCAUAGUCGAAGAAGAGAUUGUUUUAUCGUUGACGCGAAGUACACCUUAAUAUAUUCUGACGUCAUGCGCACGACGUUAUUACUACAUAGACAACAGAAGAACAUAAAUAUGGUAGUUGUGGUAAGCCUUUCAAAGCGGUUGAAAUCAUGUGUCAUCCUAGCAACAUGUACCAGGACUUCAUAUGAAGAUGAGAGGUUCAUACACAAUGCAGGUUUCACUUUUGACAUGUGUACUUUGUAGGCACGCAAUCUUUAUUAUUAUUAUUAUAUGUAAUAUAACUAUAAUGAUGCGACAGUAUAUUAUAGUUGUUAUCAUAUCAAUUAAAAUCAUAUUUUGAAUCUUUUUAUAUAUUCAUGCUCGUGAACAAUAUUGAAUGUUAUUUACUUGUUAUAUUAAUAACUCAGAUGUACAUAUUUCUAAACGAAAAACACAUAACUCGCAAUAAUCCAUCACGACUAUCACAUUAAUGGAGCAACCUUUGUUUAACUAUAAAUAACGUACGGAAUCAAAAUAAAAUUAUUUAUUUUAAAAUGGUGAAAAUCGACGUGGUGAUUUGUCAAAUUUAGCAAAAAUGAAAUUAGAAGGAGAGAGAAAAAUAACGAAAAUUUAAAUUAAUAAAGGAGUGUUAGUAAGAUAGGAGUCCUACAAAGUAAUUAGUGUUUAAUGAUUAGCCUGCAUCAUCAAAUAUGGUAGUUAAUAUAUCAACGUUGCACUGUUAGAAACAAUCCUCUUAGAGGUAGAUAUUUAUUUAAUGAUUUACGAGAAGACAGCGGACCAGAGAGCCCACGGCAUCUAUUUUAUACUAGUAGUUACUCAUUUUGACUCACAUAGCACCUAAACACAAUCCGUAGCCAUUAGAGUAUAACAUUUGGAGUAUUUACUAUAUUAGAAUUGGUCGUAGCAGCUAGUUAAAUGUUCUAUUAAUAGUAUAUUUACAAUAUUGUAUCAAGUUUAUAUAUACAUCGAUUGACACAUUUUGUGGCACAUUGAAUAUAUUUUUUCCAAAUUAUCGGUGCCAUUGUAAUUAAUUUUAUGAAAAUGUUAAUGUUUUACGAAAGAGUUUUAUUAUGUGGACCAAUAUUAUGUGCCGGUGCCUUUAUGUGUACUUAGUUUUAACUAUCUACAGCUCAUAUUUAUAAAUACACGUUUUGUGGAACAAUAGUUUUUUUUCUUACUUCGUUACAUUCCAAAGGAUGACGGAAAUGUUUAUAUUAAGUAUAUUUUCUUGUUUCUUCCAAACGCAUUCCUUGUGUGCGAGAUAGCGAUCUUUGUAGAAUAACAUAAAAAUUAUUAAUAUUUAAAAUACAUUACAGAUUUCAAUUAUUAUUCAACAAAAGCAAUAAAUUUAAUUAGCCUUUAUUGUAAAUAAUAAGUUAGUAAUAUAUAGGUAUAUAAUGCACAUUCGUGCCAAAAUGUUUUAAUAUUUUGUAACGUUGGGAUUACGAUAUAUUUAAUAAGUUCUGUGGCCACACGCGUUGACUUCACAGAAGUAUUCAAAUAUCGUUGCCGGGAGUUAUACGAAAAUUAUGUUUCAAUAAUUGUUUGCACCGUUCAACUAAUUGUAAAUAAGUGAGAUAUGAUAGCGGCGACCGUGUUCAUAAAUGUAAAUGAAAUGUUUAUUUAUGUCAUGAAUAUUAUAAUUGACAUACAGACGGCUAUAGAGCGUCGGACAUAGUGAACGAGGACACUACUUAUAGUAAGAGGCAGCUAGCGCUGAAGCCGGGGGCGAAGCCGGCGUUACACCCAACGAUAGUCAGUUAGAAGCGAUUGUUACGUUCAGACUGUAUAUAAGUUAUACUUUAUAUAAUUCCGAUAUAAUGCUGAUUGGAAAGUUUUAUAACACAAAUUAAUUAUUGUUAUUGUAGUAACUAAUCAUACUUCAUUUACCUUGAAAUUUUAAUAAAUUAAUAUGUACACAA
This is a messenger RNA of Leptidea sinapis, 5724 nucleotides long. It is a transcript of the gene cno, whose product is annotated as afadin. Gene Ontology annotation, biological process: regulation of protein localization. The record is from RefSeq and is a predicted model, not a curated record. Gene Ontology annotation, cellular component: adherens junction. The transcript is spliced from 20 exons. Bases 1 to 3270 code for a protein of 1089 amino acids. NCBI's taxonomy places the organism in Eukaryota, Metazoa, Arthropoda, Insecta, Lepidoptera, Pieridae. Gene Ontology annotation, molecular function: cell adhesion molecule binding.